AUGACCCUCAAUUUCCUUCCGGGUGAACCGAACCGGGCUUAUUCGGCAGUGGCUCUGACCAAUUGGAAUGCCCUGCCGGUUUUUGCUUAUUGUUCUGGGAACAACCUGGUGAUUUUGACUGACCACUGUCAUCAUCUUCAAACAAUAUACCUGGACAGAGAUGCCACGGCGGUCGAUAUCCACCGAGUGAACGGGAAAAUUGCUCUGGCAAUUGGAAACGAGAUCCAUGUUUACAAGCCGCAUAUCAAAAACUUUUACAGCUUCAAUUUCUCGGGCAGGAAAGACAUUUCCAAGCUGGAGAUAUCGUGGGGUUUGGAGACCGUGAUAAUCAACGAAGAUGACUCGUCCAAGGUCAAUUGCUUGAAUUGGUCAGAUAGUUGUGAUUUUCUCGAAGAUGACAUGGACUCACAGAACUUUUUUGGGAUUCCGGAUGAGUACAACUCCGAGACUACUUGCGAAUUGGUGGUAGGAUCGGAGGAGUCUUUGACUCUUUGGAGACUAUUCUACCGAGACCGAAAAGGAAACAAGACAGUUUCCGCCAAAAGACUCUGGUUCAAACGCCAGGCAAAUCCUGUAUAUAUGGUGAAGUUUUCUCCGAAUUCAAACACAAUUGCGAGCAUUGGCUUUUACGACACGGCUCUGAAGCUGUGGCACAGAGUGGCCUUCGGAAUAGAAACGUCAGAAUUCGAUGUGGUCUAUUUGCGGCAUUCCAGCUACAUCACCAAUCUUAGGUGGAAGGGGGGAACGAACUCCUGGGGUCUGGGUGGUGCUACCAGUGGCGCUGUUUCCCCGACUGCGUCUUCGGUUGCCUCGACAAGACCAUCAAGAAGAGCUGGUAGCGUUGCAGACAUCCACAGUAUUGCUACAACAACGGGAGAAAGGGAGCACAACGUUUUGUACACGUACGAGUCUCAGUCUGUCGUCAAGGUCUGGACCAUGUUCUUUGCCGAAGGAGACUACCAGGUUCUGUUCAGUGGCACGAUUGAUCUUUAUGAGGGGGUUCCUGAGCCCAAACGAUCCGGGUCGCGUUAUUGUGUGAUAAUUGACAACGACAUAGUGGAAUAUGGUCUACAAAAGAUGCUGGAUAAUCUCGAGGAGGACCAUGAGUCCAAACACAGAAAGACGAGCGUGACAUCUGGAAACUUGCUGCACGUUCCAUUAGAGGAGGGAAGGAGCAGAAGUGGCAGUACUAUUAGUUACUACAGAAAAAAGGAGGAGCAUCUGGCAAGGCUACAGAGCUCUAACUUUGAACUGGUGAUGGUUAUUGAUGAAGACAGUAAUGUCAGUUUGUAUGGAUUGGUCAACGUGUCUCAUAUUCUUCCAGGUGCCUUAAGACAGUUCAAGCUGGAAGUCAAAAGUUUCCACGAAGAUAAUUAUGGAAACAAGCAUGUUCCUUUUCCUGCUUUUAUCAAACUAGGAGAAAACUGCUUGCCAAAAAGAGAAGGAAGUCUGUUCUUCCAGGAUAUUUCCCUGGUGACUUCGGGUCGCGAUAUACAUAAAGACUUGACUCUUAUGAUUCAUGACGUUGCACGUGGAUCUAUAAGGCACGUUGCCAUUGGCUUUGAGGAUCUUUUCCAGUUUGAACCAAUAGUCUCGCCGGAUUCUGGAUUCAUCAAGCUGCCAUCGCCUUCGCAGGAGUCUGAUUUGCUCUCGGCACCGAAGGAGGUCAUAUCGAUAGGCACUCUCGUGCACAAGUUCACUGGUCACAACAAGUCAAUCCAGCAGUUUAUCAGAUCCAAUGAUGGUGCAGCCUGUUUAUCGGUCACUCGUUUCUGCGAAUCGUACGUCUGGUACCCUAUUACAGUGUCUGACGGUGGGGUCACAUUGAGUCGAAAGGCGUUAUUGAAGACCAAGUCUCCGAUCAAGUAUGCGGUCAUUCUUCAGGGUGGAGACUUUGUCGUGACACUAACUGGUGAUGUCCUUACAUGUUGGGAUUGCAGAAUAGAAACAGUUAAUCAAAAUACUUGUGGCCAUACAUCUGAUAAGCUUGCGGUCAGUGUGGGAUCACUUACAAUCAAGGGUGAUCAAAGAGUCUUAUCGCUUCUAGUUCUUCCAGAAACGAAAUCAAACGUUGCUCAUAUUGUCGCCAUAAAAGAGGGGUUGAGUUCAGAAGCAUGGGAACUGGUUGUUUCCGGUGGUGAAGUCAAGCUAAUGUCCUUUUCAACAGGCCAGUUCCCUUUUGCGCCCACAGAAGUCCACCUCAUAUCUCCUGUUGACCCAGUUGGCUGGACAGCAAAAGUUAAUAAGGGAUCUCCUUCAGAGAGAGACAUGCUUGCGAUUAUCGACUCUUACGGGUCUGUGAUGAUAUAUUCUGUUUCCCUGAAAGACAAUCAGAUUGCAUGGAUACUGAAGAGCAGCUUCAAAACUGGUAUUUCAAAUGCUACACAAAUAAAAGGGUCUUCGUUGCACAAACUAGCCAUUGUGGAUGAAAACUGCGAGAGUUUCUCAGUCUGGGACACCCGAGGCUGUCUCCUCGAAUACGAAGAGUCUGUGAAGCAGUCUUCAGUCGGAAAUGGGCAGAAGAUCAAGGACAUUGAUUGGACAUGUACGGAUCAUAACCAAUCUGUUCUUGCUGUGGGCUUCAGCUCUUGCAGUAUUCUAUACACCCAGUUGAGAUAUGACUACACCAAUGAUACACCCUCAUAUAGAGCCAUCAAGCUGAUCGAUAUCUCGGAGCAAACGACCCACGAAAUUGGGGACUCUCUUUGGCUGAAGAAUGGUACGUUAGUGAUAGGUGCGGGUAAUCAAAUCUAUGUGAGUGAUCAGACAUUGGAUCCUGAGAAUGAUAUUCUGACCCAGCAGGCAUUGGGUACGAUUCAAAUCAUGACAAAGAAUCUUUUCCACCUGUGCAGAGUUUUAAAUGGCCCCUUACCUGCGUAUCACCCUCAGCUGAUCAUCCAAAUGCUAUUCCUUGGCAGAUUUAAGACUGUGGAGAAAAUCCUCUGUGUUUUAUGUGAUCGGCUUCGUGAGAUUUCCUUGGACCCCAACGGAGAUGUCCUUCGCGAUGUGGACCCAACUCUGGGUCUUCUAACCAGCGAUUUUGCUGCUCUGGAAGAUUCAGAGCCUUCCAAGGGGACUUCAUUCAGCUGUCUUUCAAAUGGAAACGGAUUGCUGCCAAUAGACCAAUCGCCGGAACUGCUGUCUCCUGCAAUGGCUGACACCUUACUCGAAAGGCUCCGGAAGAUGAAGCUUCCGUUUUUGACCAGCCAUCAGCAAAUCACGUUAGCGUCCACUAUUGAAAUAAUCAUGGAGAUUAUGCUGAAACACUCGCAAUCGCUCGAUGUCAACGGAAUGAGAUUCUUCCUGGGUAUGAAACUGUUCCAAGUCAACCAAUCCAAAUCCACCAUACAGGGUGCUAUCACCAUGAGAGAUAUCAACUUUGCUAUGCAUUCCGAUAAUAAAGAUAUACUGCUGAACAUUGUUGAGUCUCAAGGAAGCGAUCGAAUGACUUGGGCAAAAGCCAAGUCGUAUGGCCUGCCGUAUUGGUUACCAGUGCCCAAAUUAAUGGAAAUGGCGGAGUCAAUAGCCAGGAACGAGUUUCUGGAAUUCUCGAAUAAAAAUGACGGGAAAAGAGAUCCAGCCCAGUGCUCUAUCUUUUACCUUGCCUUGAAGAAAAAGCAUGUUCUUCAAGGCCUGUGGAGAACAUCUGUUGGCAACCCAGAACAGCAAAAAAUGAUGAAGUUUCUAGCGAACAAUUUUUCCGAUCCCAGAUGGAAAUCCGCUGCUCUGAAGAAUGCAUACGUUCUUUUGGGAAGACACAGAUUCAAAGAUGCCGCUUCAUUUUUCCUUCUUGCAGACUCUCUGAAAGAUUGCGUGAAUGUGGUUGUCAAGCAAAUGAAGGACAUUCCAUUGGCAAUUCUUGUGGCCAUUUGCUACGAGCAGUCGGAUAAGGGCUCAAUUCUCUCUGAUUUGCUCAAGGAUUACGUCCUGUCAGAAGCUAUGGUGAAGGGAGACAGGUGGACUGCUUCCUGGGUGUUUUGGAAACUUGGGAACCGUCCUCUUGCGAUCCAGGCAUUGGUGAAGCAUUCUCAUGAGCUUGUUGAAGAUCCCGGGAUAUUUGGUGAGAAUGUUGCGAGGACUGCUAAGAGGUUGAUUAGCGACGGCAACGGGACUGUUAACAGAAUCAUGGAGGAUCCUGUUUUGCUGGUAAUGUACGAUAAUCUCAGAUCCAGACACCUGGACUAUCUGAAGGGUGCUUUGGGCUUGACCUCUAAGGACGAAUUUGAAUUUGUUCUCAGAGUGUCCUACUACUAUACUCGCAUGGGAUGUGACUACAUCUCGGUAUAUCUUGUGAGAAACUGGAAGUUUAUGUUGGCUGAUCUAAAUGAUAUGGUCAAGAUUGAGGAGGAGAAGGUGAAGAAUGUUAUAGUGGGACCAUCUCCCGCCGCUUUUUCGUCAUCCCGCAAAAAGGACUUUUCCAAUAAAAUCCAGCCUCCACCUUCUGCAUUUGUGGAGCCGGAUAUGAGUGCAUUUGACUUUGGUAUGUGA
Messenger RNA from Kuraishia capsulata CBS 1993, 4488 nucleotides. RefSeq lists its product as uncharacterized. Lineage: Eukaryota; Fungi; Ascomycota; Pichiomycetes; Pichiales; Pichiaceae. Gene Ontology annotation, molecular function: protein binding. The transcript has a single exon. Gene Ontology annotation, cellular component: RAVE complex. The record is from RefSeq and is a predicted model, not a curated record. The coding region runs from base 1 to 4488 and encodes 1495 amino acids. Gene Ontology annotation, biological process: vacuolar acidification.